Messenger RNA from Chroicocephalus ridibundus (black-headed gull), 6844 nucleotides. RefSeq names its product signal transducing adaptor molecule (gene STAM). Bases 145 to 1779 code for a protein of 544 amino acids. The record is from RefSeq and is a predicted model, not a curated record. NCBI's taxonomy places the organism in Eukaryota, Metazoa, Chordata, Aves, Charadriiformes, Laridae. Gene Ontology annotation, biological process: protein transport to vacuole involved in ubiquitin-dependent protein catabolic process via the multivesicular body sorting pathway. The transcript is spliced from 14 exons. Gene Ontology annotation, molecular function: ubiquitin binding; phosphatidylinositol binding. Gene Ontology annotation, cellular component: ESCRT-0 complex.
UGGCUCCCCGGCCCUGGGAGGAGGCGGCGGCGGAGGUACCCCGGCCGGGAGGAGGAGGAGCCGCCGCUGCCGCCGCCGCCGAGGGCUUCUCGCUUCGCCGCCGCGCUGCCGGGAGGGGAAGGGUGGCCGCGCCGCGCCCCCGCGAUGCCGCUCUUCGCCACCAACCCCUUCGACCAGGAUGUGGAGAAAGCAACCAGUGAGAUGAACACUGCAGAGGACUGGGGCCUCAUUUUAGACAUCUGUGAUAAAGUUGGACAGUCACGCACAGGGCCUAAGGACUGUCUCCGUUCUAUUAUGAAGAGAGUGAACCAUAAAGAUCCCCAUGUUGCUAUGCAAGCAUUAACACUUCUAGGAGCAUGUGUAUCAAACUGUGGGAAAAUCUUUCAUUUAGAAGUCUGUUCAAGAGAUUUUGCCAGUGAAGUAAGCAACGUGUUGAAUAAGGGUCAUCCAAAAGUUUGUGAAAAGCUGAAAGCCCUUAUGGUGGAAUGGACCGAUGAAUUCAAGAAUGACCCACAGCUUAGUUUAAUAUCUGCUAUGAUAAAAAAUCUUAAAGAGCAAGGAGUCACUUUCCCAGCUAUUGGUUCACAGGCUGCUGAGCAGGCAAAAGCAAGUCCAGCUCUAGUUGCCAAAGAUCCUGGUACAGUAGCCAACAAAAAGGAAGAGGAGGAUUUAGCUAAAGCUAUUGAACUGUCACUAAAAGAACAAAGGCAACAGCAAACAACACUUUCCAGUUUGUAUCCAAGCACCUCAAGCCUUUUAACAAAUCACAAACACGAGGGCCGAAAAGUUCGUGCAAUCUAUGAUUUUGAGGCUGCUGAAGACAACGAAUUAACUUUUAAAGCUGGAGAACUUAUAACUAUCCUCGAUGACAGUGAUCCAAAUUGGUGGAAAGGUGAAACUCAUCAGGGUAUAGGAUUGUUUCCAUCAAAUUUUGUAACAGCUGAUCUUUCUGCUGAGCCAGAAAUGAUGAAAGCUGAGAAGAAAACAGUGCAGUUCAGUGAUGAAGUUCAAGUAGAGACAAUAGAACCUGAGCCUGAACCAGUUUAUAUUGAUGAAGAUAAAAUGGAUCAACUCUUGCAGAUGUUACAAAGUGCGGAUCCAUCUGAUGACCAGCCAGACCUCCCAGAAUUGCUUCAUCUUGAGGCAAUGUGCCACCAGAUGGGACCUCUCAUAGAUGAAAAGUUGGAAGAUAUAGACAGGAAACAUUCAGAACUUUCAGAGCUCAAUGUUAAAGCAAUGGAGGCUCUUUCUUUGUAUAACAAACUGAUGAAUGAAGACCCAAUGUAUUCCAUGUAUGCAAAACUACAAAACCAACAGUAUUAUAUGCAGUCAUCUGGUGUUUCUGGCUCUCAGGUUUAUCCGGGGCAAGCUCAAAGUAAUGCAUAUUUGGUGGCAGGGAGUGCACAGAUGGGCCAUAUUCAAGGCUACAACCUUCCUCCUGAACAGCUCUCUUCUCUCAGCCAAGGCACAGUUACUCCAUCUGCCAGCUCCGGGCUGCCUGGGCAGCCUGCACAGACGUCUUACACAAACGCAAUGGUUGGCUCUGUUGCUGGAAAUACUUACUCUAACCAGGCUUCAGUGUAUAGUCCACCACCUGCUACUGUUGAUGUUGCUGCUUAUCAGAAUGCUGGAACUAAUGUGUCCCAGGUGCCAAACUAUAACUUAGCAUCUACACCUCUGCCACAGACAGCAGGCAGUCAACAAGCACCUCCACAACAACCACAGCCUCCGCCACCUCAACAACCACAGCAUAGUUACUCGCAGAAGGCUCUGCUAUAGGAUCCAGGACUUCUGAUUCCUAAUCUUCUUUAACCUCUGCUAAAGGCAGUUGGCAAUUCUAUGAGUUUCUUCCCUUAAUCUCUUAAACUUUGUUUAUCCUCAGCUUAAUAAGAAUCUAUCUUGGUGAACAAGUUCAAUUUGCACUGACUUUUUAGGAUUUUUUUUUUUUAAUUUUGCAGAGGAACGGAUAUAUUUAGGACAUUUAAUUCCUUUUAAAAUGCCUAAAAAUUGGUACAAGAUUAUUUAUGUUUGGUAAAAUUGGCUAGUCUGUGAAAACUCAACACUUGCAAACUGUCGUGGCAUAUAUGUUAUGUACAUAUAGUGUGUGAUUGCAGUAGUGGCCAUUUCGUAUAGCUAUGGUGAUCAUGUGAAUAUAUUUAACACAAUGUUUAAAAAUAAUUUACUUUACUAUUUUAUUUUAAUCAUGAACUGAUGACCAGGUUUCAUAGUUUUGUCUGGUUUUAUGACAGAUGUGAUGUCUUUUUCCAAUGCAGGAAAAGCAGUAAUUCUGCAUAUCAUGGUUACACUUACAAGCUACGGUCUAUAUAUGAAUUUACAAACUUAUCCGAGUCUAGGUUUCACCGCUUCUUGAAUUGAACACAAGUGUAUCAUGACUAUUAGAUGGCUUAUCUACCAAAGUAAACUCGUUAACUAGUAAGUGAUUUGGGGGGAUAACAGCAAAUUAUGAUUCUGCUUCAGAUAUAAUUAAUAACUUAAAACUACUAUUCAGAGGCUGCUAAACAUAUCAUGGGACCAUGCAACAGAUCAGAAACUUGCAUUUUAUCAUAAGAGCAUGUAAUUUAUUUUUUCCAAGUUGUUUUUUUUACAAUGAGAACCAGAACUGUACUCUAUGCGUGUUGGUAGAGAUUACACCAAAGACAGAGGAAUUGAGUUGGAGGAGAAAUGAUGGAGUUUUAAACUGGAACACACAACAUAAAUAACACUACUUUAUUCAACUCUUCUUAAUUAGAACAUGGAGAAUUAUGGACAUUUAAAUCACUUUGCUGAACAAACCUUCAGGGCUUUAUUUUAUCUCUUGUGGCCUUGCUUAGCAAUUUGUUCUGUUUACUGUUCUUACACAAACACUUCUGCCUUAAACAUCUGCUUCAAUUUCCAGUUGUACCAUUAGAGUGUAUUUGCCCGUCUAUAGUAUGAAUAGCUUAUGAGGCAUCUUAUUUUCAUUUGCUUUCAGGUUACUUUGAAUUCUCUUCUGCAGCAACAGCCAUUAGCCUUUUUUAAACCCUUGCAUUUCUCAGUAACUCACCCAGGUGGCUCUUUAAGGCACGAUAUUUUCUUUCUACAGCUGAGGAGCUGCAAAAGGAACACGGUGAUGGAAGGCCGCAUUUUAGAUAUGCCUGAUCAGAGUUUCUUGUACAAAGACUGUUGUUACUUUGGAUUUGUGUUCAAUCUAUUAAUGCAUCCUGGUUUCCUCUUAUCAUUUCCAGCGACUCUAAUUCUAAUUAGAGCAAUACUAGAUGGCUUCAACGUCAGAUCUGUGUUUUCAGUCUUGUUAGUGUGUAUGUCAGAAAUGGUUUGCUUUUGUGUACUAUAUUUUAGUGUGGUGCUCCUGGAAUUAAAUGUUGCAAUUGUACAUUACGCUAUAAGCUGACCUCAGUUGUCCCAUACGCUCCCGCGUCUGUUCACAGUUACCUAACACGCCUUUGGUUCACUGUUUUAAUAGACACUGGUAUUUUCCCUGUUAAUGCUUUCAGAUGACUACUUUGCAUAACUUCUAACUGGGGUGGUUACAAAACGUGCCCGUAGCUGAUGUGUUCCAGUUGGGGAUGUUCUAGCCAGCUGGCUGUUUUGAUACUAGUAUUUUCAUGUUUUGUGGGGUUUUUUUCUCCAGAAUUCUUAAGCACCCUCAAAAAAUUGUCAUUACUUCAGUACUUGGUGUCAUCACAGAAGUCUGUGGAAUUUGAAAGGAAAGACUAAAAAAAAAAAGAAUCCAAGAUAUUGUCAUAGAUCAUUUUUAAUAGAUUGAAGAGGUGAUUUUCUUUAGAAAGGGCAUGUAGUUUCAUUUAGAUAGCAUUGUCUGUGUGCUUUAGGUACCUUAUCAGAGAAACAAUGUGUAUAGAAGUGUAUAAUUUCUACACAGAAGUGAAAAUGACUUUUUAGUCCAUAGUUCUUAGGCCCUGAUUCAAGGAGGAGCUUGAAGAUUCGGAAUAAUCCAGCUGACAUUGACUAUUUGUAUUCUCAGGUUUUCACAUGCUGUGUCACGUGUUCCCUAAUAAGGGACUAUGGAAAUUCUGUACAGAAAUGACUACACAAAAAUACUUUUUAUUACUAAUUUGUCUUUGUUUUUAAAAUUUUCGAAGUCUUCUUUCCUUAAAUCAUAGAAUUGCCUAGGUUGGAAGGGACCUUUCAGACCAUCUAGUCCAGCCAUCAAUUAAAACACAGAAAUGGUUGUUCCUGGUUUCUCCUUUGAACACUGGAAACUUAAGUAUAUCUUAAGUUUUUCUGCCUUCCAACUUAUUUUGGGCAUUUAACCAUCUUUAAGAAAAUUAAAAUCACCUUUCAUUUGUGUUCAUGAUGACCAAAAAACACUUUCUAAAAUGCAAUGCCACUAAAAAUUCAGUAUAAUAAAAGUUUUGAAAAAAAGAUGGACACUUUUUAUUUGAUUUCAUGCCGUUAUUAAAGUGGCUGCUCUAAGGUAUCUCUUGUAACAAAUUGUGAAUUUUAGUUGACUAAGAAUCAGUUUUCGUUGUCCACAAUUGGCGCAGUAGAUCCCUAGGUUUUUAGGUUCAGAGUGUUUCUAUUGCACCCUACCUACAUUUUCCAUUUCAGGUACAAUUUUCAUAUUUAAUUGAAUUUGGAGCUGUAUUGCUUCAUGUUGAUUUUUCUCAUUUAUCAGAAAAAGAUGAUUUCAUCUUCUCACUUGGUUGUCCCCGUAUGCCAGAUACUCGAAAGCGAUGCUUCCUUCUACCUUGCUAGAUGCUGUCAUUGCGCUAAUUUCUUCACUCACCCUCUCGUCUCCUCGCUCACUGACAAUUUAGCAAUUAUAUUUCAAUUCACCUCCUCUCUGCUGGUUUAGUAUCAUGAACCUGGAGAUGCCAUUACUGGGGCUUCUCUGCUGUGAUUUAUUCUGAGAUUCCUCGUUUAUCCAUUGUUUUCACCAAGUUCACAGAUGUUCUGUCUUACUGUGGUAUUGAACACUGAAUAGGGGUGAGAGGGGGGAAAGUACAUGUACAGCUACUGUAUGGAAGAGCUUUUUAGCAAAUAAAUAAGGUCAGGAAAUUAAUCUAUUUGAAAGUUUAAGAAUCCCUGAACAUAUGUUACUCAUGUUCCAAUAGAAGACCUAAUUUUUGAAUGUCUUGUUUCUUUACAUGUAAAUUGUCAAUGAAAGGCUAAAGUGUUUUCAUAAUAUUUUGUAUAAACCUUUGCUAUAUAACCCUUUCAUUAAGGAAUACAAAAAAUGUUAAUUAACUCCAGAAGGGGUAUUUUAGUGACUUGUUUAUCAUGAACUGGAUCAAACUCUGGAAAGUGCCUUCUGUGCAUUUCACUUGUAUAAACAAAGGUUGUUUACCCAUGUGUAUCAUCUCAAUUUAUGUGGGCAUAACAAAGAUGUCAAGAUUCACUGUAAAGCAUCCCAGGAACAAUACUGAGGCAGCGCGUUAAAAUUUGCUGUGCUGAUGUCGUGGCAGUAUAUUCCAGAGUGCGCAGUUGCAGAGACAGUUGCAACGUAUUUACCCACCUCCAUUUAGUAACUGGUACCCAUGCAGGUGUGUAUUUAGUGUCACCGGCCAAAGCACAUGUAGCCAUCAGUAAAACAACAGUAAAAAAGAACAACAUAUAAGAAUUACUGCAUGCUUCUCAACAGGUGUGGAGCAGCAUAUUGCCCUCACGGUACGGUUACUAUUCAUGAAUUUUGAGGGGAGGAGAACUGAAAUGAAUUUGAGUAACCAUAACUUCAGAGAAUUCCGCCAGAUUGCAGAUGCUUAGACGUAACAAAGGAGGUGAAUUUGCUUUGAAUAGCAUGUACAUAUUUUGGUGAUCAAAUCUAGGCUGCUAUUAUAGUUCUCUGAUUUCAUCUAGAUGGCAGGAACAUCAGAUUUACACUGGAGAACUGCUUAAUACCUCAUUCUCCAAUUUUUUUUUAGUAUUUUCUCUAAUAUCACUUACCUUAUUUUUCACUCAUAUUUCGAAGAUGUCUGUGCAGCCUUUAUAUAUAAAGGUCUUACCUUAUUCCUCGUCUGCUGGGUUUCACAGACAGAAUGAAAAACGAACAUCUCUAAUUGCAGCAGCUACAACGGCACUUCGAAUGAUGUAACUGCAGCUUCCUUCGGAGAAGCUUCACGGAUCUGUUUUGGAACAAGGGAGCAUAAUGUUUCCAGUUAAAAACUGGGAGGAGAUUUUUUUUUUUUUUUUUUAAAGAAAAAAGUAAAGUUACAAACCCCUCUAUUGCCACAAACCCCUCCAUUGCUAACAGCCGGCAGAAUCAUUGUUUACUCUGUUAUUCAAUCUUGGUAAAGCCGACCAGCUCCACGCUACAGACGCUCCUUUUUCAGUUUCAGCUGCAGUGCAGAAUGUUAACUUUCAUGCGUUACACUAUCCAACACCACAGGAAAAUGUGGGAAGGCCUUGCCGUUUGAACUUUUUGCUUCAAGAUGUAAAAAAAACCCCACCAUGUACGUUUUUGAAGCCUUGUUUCUUAAAUUAGGGUGUUUGUGUUUUAAAAACAUUCCAUUUGCUACUAUGUGAAAUUGCAGAUCUGAAGUUCACUUUUCAUGCUGCUGCCUUGGCAAAAAGGUGGUAGGAUUUUUUUUUGUUGUUGUUGUUCUUCUAUCCUGCAUGUGCUUCUGGAAAUCCAAAUAAUUUUUGUCUUUGUCAUGAAAAAGAAAAGAAGCCUGCUGCAGUCUGCUUUGGUUUUAAUAAAGUGUACACAGUAGCAAAGUGCAUUUUUGGUUUUGUUUGUUUUGAUGCUCUCUUUGAUGUUGGCAUAUGUAUAUAUUUAGAUAUACUGCACUGUUGUACAAGAAUUGUUUUAGUAAAUAACACUAUUUGUAAAAACUGUUAAUUGUUUUUGGUAUGAAUGCAAAAUAUUAAAGUUGGAGUAUUUAGUUCA